GGGAAACGCCGGCUACAGUAGAAACCUGACCAGCGGAGAAGCAGGUGGAAUUAGUUCGUCUGUUACACCGACACACAACAACAAACUUGUUGUGUCUGAUCACAGAAACAGCCUUUGCAGUGUGGCAGACGGGAAUAAAGUUUCAGAAACACUGGAGAAACUAACUUUAAUUUCUUUUAUCCUAGCACUUCUUGGAUUUGAAUGGACAAGGCACCACGAAUUAUACAGCCCAGCUAGUAAAGCCCACUAACGGUUCAGUAAUGCCUGUAAAGAAGAGGAAGGUACCUGAUUCAGAUGAGCAUGAGAACAAGUGUAAAAUUGCACGAUUUGCUCGUCCUCAGAAUCGUGGCUUGAAGCCCGCCAGCAAUGAAAAGCCAUUUUCCAGUAAGAAAUGCCUGACCUGGUUCCACAAGUAUGCUGGUCCUGACAAGGUGUUCGGUCCAGAGGCCAUGGAGAAGUUCUGUGAAGACAUCGGCGUGGAACCAGAAAAUAUCAUCAUGUUAGUUUUAGCAUGGCAUCUAGAAGCAGCCACUAUGGGAUACUUCACAAAAGACGAGUGGCUCAGAGGAAUGACAAUAUUACAAUGUGAUUGCACGGAGAGAUUACAAAGCAAACUUGAUUACCUGCGCAACGAGCUCAACGACUCAGCACUCUUCAAAAAUAUUUACAGAUAUGCCUUUGACUUUUCCAGGGAUAAGAACCAGAGGAGUUUGGACAUGGACACGGCUAAAUCCAUGCUGGCCUUGCUGCUGGAGAGGACUUGGCCUCUGUUCCCUGUAUUCUGCCAGUUCCUGGAGCAAUCAAAGUACAAAGGACUAAAUAAGGACCAGUGGUAUAACGUUCUGGAGUUCCGCAGGACCAUCAACACGGACCUCAGCAACUACGACGAAGAUGGCGCUUGGCCAGUGCUGCUAGAUGAAUUUGUGGAAUGGCAGAAGAUGAGGUUUGCGUCAUAGCAGACGUCGCCAACCCCCCAAAAAAGAGGAAGACAACGGAAACAACAAACACAGAAGAAGGGGAUAUGUUUGUCAUGUGAAAAUAAAAAAAGCCCGCCUCAUACACAUGAAAUAAGGACUGUAGACUCAUCCCUGUGGACUCCAUGCUGAAAAUCGUCAACGAGCUGUCGAGGCCUUUCUCUUACCCAAAUAGUUUCCUUUUUUUAUUUUAAUUUUAAAUAGUGUUAAUUUGAAGAAAAAAGUGCUUGGAUAAGCAUCUUUAAUGGAAAAAAAAAAUGGACUGAGGGAGCUGUGGAAUGUUUUCUUGGUAAUUAUGUUUUCUGGUUUUGUCUUGUUUUCAUGGUAAUAAAAAGGAGAUGUGGAAGUAUAACAAAGUUGCUUCUUAAUAAAUGGUGCAACAUGCAGGUUUCCGUCAACAAACAUUGUGUAAUUUCGAUAUGCAAACACUAGUAAGGGUUUUGUUUUUUAACCUUCAGUAUAGGAAACAAAAAUAUCCCUCAUGAAAAAAGAAAGACGCUUGUCCCACAGGUCUUUGUCCCUGCGGCAUUCAAAGCAACGGGUGAUUUAUUUCCACACACUCACUUUUGACAGGAAUGUGACUGAGCGCUCUGGAGAAACAUGUUUUACUUUUUAGACUUAACUGUUUUGCAAUAAUAGUUAUGAAUGUAUUUGAAUUUAUCUGCUAUACUUCCCAGGGACAAACAUGCAUCAAGCGUAAUAUUUGAUGGUUUUGGUGACGUAUUGACUGCUGCAUGUCACUGGUUCUAAUCCCCACUUCAGCAAGGUUGUCUGUUAACUCCUUACAUGUUUCUCUUUCCCCUUUUUU
Molecule: messenger RNA, 1782 nt
Organism: Cololabis saira (Pacific saury)
Lineage: Eukaryota; Metazoa; Chordata; Actinopteri; Beloniformes; Belonidae
Gene: dcun1d5
Product: DCN1, defective in cullin neddylation 1, domain containing 5 (S. cerevisiae)
Exons: 10
Coding region: 261-956 (231 amino acids)
Biological process (GO): protein neddylation; positive regulation of ubiquitin-protein transferase activity
Cellular component (GO): ubiquitin ligase complex
Molecular function (GO): ubiquitin conjugating enzyme binding; ubiquitin-like protein binding; cullin family protein binding
Source: RefSeq, a predicted model, not a curated record